AUGGAGUUAGUUGAUUUGCCGGUUGUUGGUAACAGAUUUACUUGGUUCAGUUCUAGUGCCAAGUGUAAGAGCAUACUCGAUAGAUUCUUAUUUUCAAAAGGUUUGAUCAAAGAAUGGAAUCUUGAUGUUCAAUAUGUUGGUGAUCGUUAUGUUUCAGAUCACAUGCCUAUUUGGGUGAAAAUCUACAAUUCUAAUUGGGGACCUAAACCCUUCAAAGUGUUUAGGUGUUGGUUCGAUCAUCUGAAUUUCAUGGAUUUCGUAAGAAGGGAGAGGAAUUCUUUUCAGGCUUCAAGGAAAGCAUGCUUAAACAAAAAUCAAGAUCGAAGUGGGUGA
Messenger RNA from Lathyrus sativus (Indian pea), 333 nucleotides. NCBI's taxonomy places the organism in Eukaryota, Viridiplantae, Streptophyta, Magnoliopsida, Fabales, Fabaceae. The record is from the annotation of a GenBank genome assembly.